Messenger RNA from Cuscuta epithymum, 2250 nucleotides. NCBI's taxonomy places the organism in Eukaryota, Viridiplantae, Streptophyta, Magnoliopsida, Solanales, Convolvulaceae. The record is from the annotation of a GenBank genome assembly.
GGACAACACCCUAUAAGUCCGUCCUUACAAGUAACCGGUCUUCGAAUUUGCUGUUUCCAGUCUACCGUUAGCCGGAAUACUCUGGCGCUUAGACUCCUGCUCCCUCUCUUUCUCACCCCAUUGACGAAGCUCCGAAGAAACAAGUUCAAUCAAACGCUGCAAUAUUCUGAUUUCGUCGAUGAAGUCUGAAGGUUCCGACGGCUCUCGAGCUGAACAGCUCAAACUAAGAGCCAAUGAGUCCUUCAAAGCGCAUAAAUUUGCUGAAGCCAUUGAAUUGUACUCACAAGCAAUUGAAUUGAACGGUAAGGAAGCGGUGUACUGGGCUAACCGUGCGUUCGCGCACUUCAAACUGGAGGAGUAUGGCAGUGCUGUGGAAGAUGCUACGAAAGCGAUUGAGCUUGACCCUAAAUAUUCAAAGGGGUACUAUAGACGAGGUGAUGCAUAUUUUGCAAUGGGGAAGUUUAAAGACGCGCAGGAAGAUUUUCUGCAGGUCAGGAGAUUAUGCCCUAAUGACCCAGAUGCUCUAAAGAAAUUGAAUAAAUGUGUGGCGGAGCUUAAUUCUGAAAAAGCUAUUUCUGUCCCUGAAUCUGGGUCAGGACCUGGCUAUUCUUUUGCUUGCACCAAAGUAACUGAUGUUGCAUUAGCAGUCAGCAUUAUACUAAUGGUAGUGGUGGUGGUAUAUAUGAGCUCUAAAUCAACCGCAGGGUUCUUGUCGGCAGGUUUGGCGACAGCAUUAUUGCUAUUGGGACCAUGUUGGUGGAACCGCUUCAAUCUCAGUUUUCUUCCGAAGAGUAAAACAGUUGAAUUAGGAAUGGAGUCUCGGUAUAGUGAUGCAAUGAUAGAGGGAGAUAUUGUAACUUUAGAUUUUGUGAAGAAAAUGAUGGAAGACUUCAAAAACCAAAAGAGUUUACAGAUAAGAUAUGCAUACCAAAUUGUUUUACAAACAAAAGAAAUGCUGAAAUCAUUGCCCUCUCUUGUUGACAUUGAGAUUCCUGAAGGAAAGCAUUUUACUGUGUGCGGUGAUGUGCAUGGUCAGUUUUAUGACCUCCUAAAUAUUUUUGAGCUCAAUGGACUUCCGUCUGAAGAUAAUCCAUACCUCUUCAAUGGUGACUUUGUUGACAGAGGGUCUUUCUCUGUUGAAGUCAUAUUGACACUAUUUGCUUUGAAGUGCAUGUGCCCAUCAGGUAUGUAUCUAUCUCGAGGCAAUCAUGAAAGCAAAAGCAUGAACAAAAUAUAUGGUUUUGAGAGCGAGGUUCGUUCCAAAUUAAGUGAAGCGUUUGUGGGGCUUUUUGCGGACGUGUUCUGCUGUCUACCCUUAGCUCACGUGAUUAAUGGGAAGAUCUUUGUUGUUCAUGGAGGACUUUUUAGUGUUGAUGGUGUAAAGCUCUCUGAUAUUAAAGCUAUUGAUCGGUUUUGUGAGCCACCUGAACAAGGGUUGAUGUGUGAAAUGCUGUGGAGCGAUCCACGACCACAAUUUGGAAGAGGACCUAGUAAACGGGGUGUUGGUCUUUCAUUUGGUGGGGAUGUAACAAAACGGUUCUUGGCAGAAAAUAAUCUAGACUUAAUUGUGCGAUCUCAUGAAGUAAAAGAUGAAGGCUAUGAGAUUGCGCAUAAUGGUAAACUCAUCACUGUAUUCUCUGCUCCUAACUACUGUGAUCAGUUGGGUAACAAGGGAGCAUUUAUCCGCUUUCUUGCUCCUGAUCUUAAUCCCAAUAUUGUCACAUUUGCAGCUGUUCCGCACCCUAAUGUCAGACCAAUGGCAUAUGCCGACAGCUUCUUCCAAAUGUUCUCUUAGUUCCCACACAACCGUAUUAUGCACGUCGCCGACAUAAAUCAUGGUUCUGAAAGGCAGGAGAAGAGUCGAGAGAUGCCUCAGACAGUCAGAUCUUGUUGACAUUACCCUUUGCUUGCCAUGCAUGAUUUUUUGGGGGGGCCUCUAACUACCUCACUGCUUAUAGGAAUUCUUAUAGGACUUGUAUCUUGUAUGUUGACAAAAUAUAGGUUUGUAGUAUCAACGACACGUUUGAAAGAUACAAACUGGUGCGACUAUAAACAGUUUAUACUUUCCGCCAAGAAUGCAUUCUCACCAUUAUAUAUAUAUGUAUCCACCAUCCAUUAUUAAUGUAACAUUGUUAGAUCUCCCAUGGGAUAUGAAGGGAAUCCAGAACAGAUUCCCACACUUUUCCACUUCUCAGUAGUUGAAUACUUGAAUCCGUUGGAUUUCAUCUUCACUUAAGAGUUACGGCCUCC